AUGAACUUUUGUUUUUCCGCAAAGAAGUUCGGUUGCGCUUUCGGAGUUUAUAAAAGUGUUUUAAAGUUACGUUCUAAUUUUCAAAGUAUUCAAAUAGUUAAUAUGGGUUUAUUGACGGAAGGUAGCCCUCUUUCUUGGGAAGAAACCAAAGCAUUAGCGGAACAUGUGCGGCGACAUGGUAUUGAACAGUUUAUUAAUCUCUACAGCAAGCUUAGAGACCGUACUGGAGAUGUACUCAAGUGGGGUGAUGAGGUGGAGUAUAUUAUAGUUAAAUUUGAUGAUGUUAAUCAACGAGCCACUGUAAGUCUAAGAGCUGAGGAAGUUCUGCCUAAACUGCAAGAAAAAGAAUUGAAAGAUCCUCAAAAUGUAAAAAGCCUCUGGCGACCAGAAUAUGGAGCUUAUAUGAUUGAAGGGACUCCGGGGAAGCCAUAUGGAGGGCUGCUGGCUCAUUUCAACAUAGUUGAAGCAAAUAUGCGCUAUCGUAGGGCCGAAGCAAGUGCACUUUUAAAAGAUGGUGAAGUCAUUAUGAGUAUUACAAAUUUUCCUAGAUUAGGCAGUCCAAACUUUACAUCUCCACCAUACAAACCCACUCCGGACAGGGGUGUGUCAUUAUCAUACUUCUUCCCUGAUCAAGCAACAUUCCCUGGACACCCGCGUUAUAGGACACUUGCCGAAAAUAUUCGGAAGAGAAGAGGAAAUAGAAUGGCCAUAAAUAUUCCAGUAUACCGCGAUGUGAACACUAAGAUUCCUAUCGACGAUUUCCACAAGAUACUACCAGAUUUAGCUAAACCGGACUCUGUUUAUUUGGAUGCUAUGGGUUUGGGUAUGGGUUGUUGCUGUCUUCAGGUCACAUUCCAGGCUUGUUGUAUAACUGAAGCCCGCACAUUGUACGACCAACUGGCUCCCUUGUGUCCAAUCAUGCUAGCGUUGUCAGCUGCGUCUCCCGUGUACCGAGGUUACCUGACGGAUGUUGACUGUCGCUGGAAUGUCGUCUCAGCCUCAGUUGACUGCCGUACUAGAGAGGAGUUGGGUCUGGAGCCGCUGAAGAAUGACAAGUUCCGUAUACACAAAUCACGCUACGACUCAAUCGAUUCCUACCUAUCACCUGAACAUGAAAAGUACAACGAUAUCGAGGUGGUGCACGAUCCCGCAGUGUACCGUCGUCUUCGCGAGGGUGGUAUAGAUCACCCCCUGGCGAUCCACGUGGCGCAUCUCUUCAUACGAGACACGGUGUCUCUGUUCAGUGAAAAGGUUCACCAGGAUGAUGAGAAUGAUACUGAUCAUUUUGAAAACAUUCAAUCCACCAACUGGCAGACCAUGCGUUUCAAGCCUCCUCCUCCGAACUCUCCAAUCGGUUGGCGCGUCGAGUUCCGUCCUUGUGACGCUCAGCUCACAGACUUUGAGAACGCCGCCUAUGUAUGCUUCGUGGUGCUCCUAACACGCGUCAUAUUAACAUACAACCUCAAAUUCGUGAUGCCCAUCAGUAAGGUGGAUGAGAACAUGCAGCGCGCGCAGCGUCGCGGCGCGUGCGCAUCACAGCGCUUCUGGUGGCGUCGCGACGUACGCUCACCUGACGCCGACACGUACCUAGAGAUGACCGUACACGAGAUCAUUAACGGAAAGGAGGGCGUGUUCCCUGGUCUGAUCCCUCUCAUAGAGUCCUACCUGUCUGGUAUGGACGUGGACGCGGACACUCACUGCUCCGUACAACAGUACCUGAAGCUGAUACAACGCCGCGCCUCAGGCGAAAUACUCACCAUGGCCUCCUGGAUGAGAGAAUUCAUUGGCAAACAUCCACAAUACAAAAAAGAUUCCAUCGUCACCGAAAAGAUCAACUACGACCUUCUAAAGACAGCGUACGGUAUUCAGUCCGGUACGAUCCCAGCGCCCACGCUCCUCGGCAGCUCCAACGUGUCAAAGACCAACGACGACAUCCCCAAAGCGUUCAGCAAGAUGAUGAGCAAGGACUGCCCUUAG
This is a messenger RNA of Danaus chrysippus (African queen), 1977 nucleotides long. The record is from the annotation of a GenBank genome assembly. Lineage: Eukaryota; Metazoa; Arthropoda; Insecta; Lepidoptera; Nymphalidae.